Oryzias latipes (Japanese medaka) is the source of this 2933-nucleotide messenger RNA. RefSeq names its product hexosaminidase A (alpha polypeptide) (gene hexa). NCBI's taxonomy places the organism in Eukaryota, Metazoa, Chordata, Actinopteri, Beloniformes, Adrianichthyidae. Gene Ontology annotation, molecular function: beta-N-acetylhexosaminidase activity. Gene Ontology annotation, cellular component: lysosome; membrane. The record is from RefSeq and is a predicted model, not a curated record. Gene Ontology annotation, biological process: carbohydrate metabolic process; glycosaminoglycan metabolic process; ganglioside catabolic process.
UUAAUAUAUAUUUAAAAUAUAUAUAUUUAGCACUCGUAAAAAAAACAAUACAUAAACUUUUAUUGCGUUGACACUAUCUUUCUCCGCUCUCAUCCAAACACCAAUUUCCAAUAGCUAGGGCUGUAUGAAUACAUGAAAUUAAAACAAUUUUAAUGCAGAUUUUGUUUAACAACUGCCAAUGAUGGGGCCUAAAGGUAUUGGCAUAGUUUAGCUGUGCAGAUACUGGUAAACAAAUAAUCAGAGCUCAUAAUACCAACACUGACCACGUGACCGCUUGCCUGUCAGGGGUGACGGACUGAGUUUGUGGGGCAGAGGAAGGGGAAUUAGCUUGAAUGAAAGUCAUGAGGGCAGUAAAUACGAAACAAUGCGCCCCUAUAAUUUACGCUUUACUUCAGCUAAUUAUUUUCUACGCUGGCCUGAACGCAGUAAAGGGAGUGUGGCCGUUACCGCACGCGCUCACUUCGUCGGUGGAACAAUACCCGUUAAAUCCUCAAACUUUUGCCUUUGAUUAUGGGAAACACUCAGCCACACAGCAGGGAUGUUCUCUUCUGGAUGCUGCGUUCAGGAGAUACUUCUUGCUUAUUUUUCCAGACUACACCGCUGAAAAUGGUCAACUGGAAGUAGCUGCAAAUAACUCAUUCAGUCUCUAUAUCAGCACUGAUCACAAUGACUGUGAGAAUUACCCCAAUGACGACUCAUCUGAGAGAUACAAUCUGAGUGUCUCUGCUGGACAAGCAUCCCUGAAUGCAGCAACAGUUUGGGGUAUUUUAAGAGGUCUGGAAACGUUUAGUCAGUUGGUGUAUCAAGAUGAUCUUGGCUCUUAUUUUGUGAAUGAAACGUUCAUCGAAGACUUCCCCCGGUUUCAGUUUCGGGGGGUUUUACUGGACACUUCACGCCAUUAUUUACCAGUGCAUGCCAUUUUAAAAACUCUGGAUGCUAUGUCUUACAGUAAGUUCAAUGUUUUCCAUUGGCACAUCGUUGAUGACCCAUCUUUCCCAUAUCAGAGCCGCUCCUUUCCUGAACUUUCUAAGAAGGGGGCUUUCCAUCCAGCAACACACAUCUACACACAAUCAGACGUGAGGAGAGUGAUCUCAUAUGCCAGGAUGCGGGGCAUAAGAGUCCUUCCAGAGUUUGAUUCACCGGGACACACGGGAUCUUGGGGAAAAGGGCAGUCUCACCUGUUGACUCCUUGCUACAAAGGAGGCGCUCCUUCAGGUACCUUUGGUCCUGUCAAUCCAGCAUUACAGUCCACCUAUCAGUUCAUGGCAUCCUUCUUUAAAGAAGUGACCUCUGUGUUUCCUGACUCAUACAUCCACUUGGGAGGUGAUGAGGUCGACUUUUCCUGUUGGAGAUCUAACCCUCAUGUCCGUGCAUUCAUGCAGAAGAUGGGGUUUGGGGGAGAUUUCCCUAAACUUGAAGCAUUUUACAUUGAAAACAUCGUGAAUAUCACAUCAGCUAAUAACAAGACAUCAAUUGUGUGGCAAGAUGUCUUUGACUACCAUGAAAGGCGCAGUGCUCUGUCAGUGGUGGAGGUUUGGAAACAUGGCUGUUACCUGUGUAAAGUACGGCAGGUGACCAAAGCAGGACUCCGGGUAAUCCUAGCCUCCCCGUGGUAUCUGGACCUACCAGGACCCACGCAUAACUGGGCUCGCUACUACACUGUGUGGCCCCUUGCCUUUCCUGGUUCUGAAAAACAGAAGAGGCUGGUUAUAGGGGGUGAGGUCUGCAUGUGGGGGGAAUAUGUCGACGCCACCAAUCUCUUCCCAAAACUCUGGCCAAGAGCAAGCGCUGCUGCAGAGAGACUGUGGAGUGACGAGAAGCAGACCUCCAGUGUGGAAAAAGCUUUUCCUCGACUGGAAGACUUCCGAUGCAAGCUGCUGAGGCGUGGAAUCCAAGCAGGGCCUCUCAAUGUGGGACAUUGCAAACACGAAUAUCAAAGUGUUUGAAGAUGAACAGAAUUUCACCUUUCGGAGCAUUCAGAUAAUAAAAUACAAUGUUUAGGGAUUUUUAUGAACAUAAAUUAUUGAGUACUGUUUUUUUGCCAUAGAAAUCAAAUGUUCAGGAAGUUACUAUUAACAUACAGAUUUUGUGAUUGACUUUUAACAUUUGGUUGUAAUAUUUGGGAUAUUAAAACAUACAUACUGUAUAUUUUAUGCAGGUGUUUAAAGCAAUGGGAUUGAUAUGUAAUAAGAUUCCAAGAAUGUUUAGAUCAUAUACCUAUCUUGUUGUUUUCUAAUAGGUAAAAAGGUGAAAAACAAAAUGGAAAAUUUGAAGAACAAAAUCAAAACAAACCGGUAAUUGUAUGUAAAAUCCAUAGUAGUAGUGAAGUAAAAUUUAGCAAAUAAUCUGCCUUCUAGUGUGUUUAAUGGUGCAUUUUCCCAAUGUGUGCUUGUUUUUUUAAUUGACUUUUCCCAGUUGAGAAGAAGCCAGUCGAGAAUCGAAAUCGCAAUGUCCAAACUUAAAGAUGGAUUCUAGUUAAACAUGACUUCAAUGUUUAUCACAGUAGUUUUGAAAGCAAUUGGCCAAAAAACAUAACAACAAUGAAAGCAUUUCUUUCACAUUGAUUCUUUGAGCAUUUCUAGGAGCCAAAAACCAGAUUUUCCAUAUGAGUAAUUUUAGCCCUUUUUGACUCUCACAGGGUUGUAGCUUCAUUGUCUUGUUGUUAAAAUAUUCUGAAGGAUCUUAAAAAAAGAACUGUCCUAAAUCCAAAUCUGUGUGUGAAGGACAAACUGUUUUUGCUCAAUCCCUUAAAUGAUCUUUUAAAGCAAAAUCUAUGAUGCCAAGACAGACAAACAAGGCAUUUUGGUCAACACUAUCGAACAAACUGCAAACAAAAGAAAAAUUACCUGAAUAAAAGGCACUUUGGAAAUUAACAAGUGUCUAUUGACUGAAACAAUGAUGCAACAAUAAAACAUGUGCAGCAGUGAUUUUAA